ACACCCACAAGAGCAUCACUGACUCUGACUCUUUGUAAAGCAACUUUGCUUCUGGUGUCUCUGCUCUAUUAACACAAGACCAGCUUCAAACCAUGUUUGUUCUGGGUCUGCUCACCUGUAUUGUGCUGCGAGCAUUCAGUGCUCAGGCAAAAGUGGUCACGAGCUUUAAUGAGUGUAGUGAGUUUUUUUACAAAGGCACAGAACCGGAAGGAAUGGACCAGAAUGCCAAGAAAAUCUGUCAGAAGAACGAGCAAAGAGGCUCUUACUACGCUACGCUGUACUCGGUUCAUCACAGGAUUCCCCUCUACAGUGCCUACACAUUUGACCUUAAAGGGUCAACCACUGGUGGAAGGACAGACAUCUGGCAUUUAGAGCCACAGAUUUCCCAACCUGAAUCCCAAAUUGAUUAUAUGGUCCGUGAGAACCAGAAUAAUCAAAACACUUAUAAAAGAUAUCAAGCCAUCAGCAGCGACUACAGAGACACCGGAUAUGAUCGUGGACACCUGAAACCCAGCUUUUUCUCACGCAGUGAAGAAGGCCGUGAGGCAACAUUUACACUGACCAAUGCAGCACCGAUGGAUGCAUGCUUCAACCGUAUCCACUGGUAUAAGUGGGAGAUCACUUUGAAGUCUUUUUUAAAUUACAAGCUUGCCAGUGAUAACGGUUUAGCUAAAGCCUACAUUGUCACAGGUACAGUACCUGAUGUACGUGAACGUAUACCUGACAGGGAAAAACCUGAGGACUCUGAGAGGGUGACGGUGCCCUCUCACAUCUGGACGGCUGUCUGUUAUAAACACUACUUUGAUAACAGAAAGUCUUUAUCCUUUGGCUUUAUAGGAAAAAAUCAGCCAGAAGAGCCUGGCAUAAGCCUGAUGAGUGUCUCAACCCUGAAUAAUCGCCUCACUGAACUCUAUAGUGAGUUGUUAACUUUUCGAUCAAUUAACAUUUUUUAUGAUGAAUGUUUUGGUGACAAUGAUUUAGAUGAAGUUGAGGAGAGGUUUAAGAAAUUAAUGCCUCUGCCAGUGAAAGUUGCAAUGGCCUCAGCCGUGCGUAACACAUAUAACACACUGAAAAGGGCCGUCAGCAGUUACAGUGUACCUGCAAAGAAAGUCAGAGUGAGCGAGCUGAUAGCAAAGUUAGUCUUUGACAGUUUGAGCAUCUAUUUCUCUAUAGCAGAAGAGCUGAAGAUUUUUUCCAAAGGUGAUUGUCUUAUAAUUAAUGCCAAAAAGUCUAUAAGUUAUGGUGAUGUUGACCUAAGAAAAAGGGAGGUAUCUGAGGGGUCAGAUGCUGUUGAAUGUCUGUUGGUCCCAGAGAAGCAGAAGACUGCAGCUGAUGGAUCGCCAUGCGUAAGCGUAACUGACUCUAGUGAUAGUUGUGAAUGCACCUCAGGCAAACCCUGUUGCUCCACUCCCUGCCUGUACCAGCACAAACUCAAGGGCUACAGGUGUUACUCAGGUCAGAAACGGAUAGAGUGCUCACCCCGGUACUCACUCAUCACGGUUAAAGGAGAGAGAUGUUUGGAUGAUCACCCCUGUGCCACAUAUGGCUAUGAUUAUUACUGGUGUAAGACUGGUCUUGGUUACGUUAAAGAUGACUGGGGCUACUGCAGCCCUCCGCUGUGGAGAAGUAAAGCUGAAAAUGGGAAGAACUGCCGCAGCGACCAUGCCUGUGCCAAAUAUGGUGAAAGCCAGCCAUGGUGCUAUACAGAUGACGGCAAGAAAAACAAGUGCUGUACUUAUGAUGACUGCUUUUCAGCUGUAAAUGGCAAAACCUGCAAGCCUGAUCACCCCUGUGGCUACCAUGGUAAAAAAUACCUGUGGUGCUACACUACUUAUGGAAAAUGGGAUUAUUGUUGCACAUUUGAUUGUAGAAAGAUGAUUUCUUCUUAGACUUUACAAAAAUCUGUGAGUAAUUGAGUUGUUGAAAUUGUAUGAAAGUAAAAUGUAUGUAUGGUCUGAAACAGUAGACACAUUGUGCAAAUUAGACAAAGAAUAUAACAGUCCUUCUGUUAAAUUGUUACAGAUAUUAAACUUUUCCCAAACAGAACACAAAUAAACAAUAAAC
Megalobrama amblycephala (Wuchang bream) is the source of this 2064-nucleotide messenger RNA. RefSeq lists its product as uncharacterized. The coding region runs from base 93 to 1889 and encodes 598 amino acids. Gene Ontology annotation, molecular function: nucleic acid binding; metal ion binding; hydrolase activity. The record is from RefSeq and is a predicted model, not a curated record. The transcript is spliced from 2 exons. Lineage: Eukaryota; Metazoa; Chordata; Actinopteri; Cypriniformes; Xenocyprididae.